AUAACACCAAAAAGCCACAGCAAGUUCCUUUCUUUUGCUUUUCUUUUGUCAUUCCUCUCUUCCUCCACUGCGGCUCCAAACAAACGCAGCUACUGUGUGUGUAUCUUUCAAAAUUCCGCAGACAACAAUCCCGCGGCUGAAUGUGCACAACAAGAUACACGAAGUAAAUUGAAUUGUACAAACAAUAAAGCCCUACAUCGAUUUUUGAUUUUGUUUUUCUCUAUAUUUGAUUCUGUUACGGAUCGUAAUCUUGAAUAUGGAACCAACCACCAUGGACGAGCAAUCGAACGAAGCGCAAGGUCAGGGCGAAGAGCCGCCAGUUCCUUCUCCGCCGCCGGCGACUGCAGAAAUUCAAUCGCAAUCGCAAGAAGGGAGAGGGGAGGACGACGAAGAGGAAGCUAAGAAUGAAGACGACGAGUUGAUUGCCAGGGCUCAUAAGUUGAUGGAGAAGAUCACCGCGUCGCCUGAUAACCCUAACCCUACCGUUCUUCAUGCCCUUGCGUCGCUUCUCGAGACUCAAGAGUCCCGAUACAUGGCAGAGAAUGGUCAUUCUUCCAGUAAUGGUCGUGGAUCUCAUAGUAUUGGAAGGCUAGGGAACGUAGUCCGGGAGAACGAUGAGUUUUUUGAAUUGAUUUCCUCAAAGUUUCUUUCAGACACCAGAUACUCAUCCUCUAUACAGGCUGCUGCUGCAAGACUUCUUUUAAGCUGUUCGCUAACUUGGACGUAUCCUCAUGUUUUUGAGGAAGAUGUUCUGGAAAAUAUCAAAAAGUGGGUGAUGGAGGAAGCUGGAAAAUUUUCUGCUGAAGAUCGCAACUGGAAACAUGAAUUAGGAGGAAAAGAGGUGUCAGAUUCUGAAAUGUUAAGGACAUAUUCUACCGGACUUCUUGCUGUAUGCUUGGCUGGUGGAAGUCAAUUGGUAGAAGAUGUUUUCACCGCUAGAUUAUCUGCAAAACUUAUGCGCUUUCUCCGUUGUCGUGUUCUUGGAGAUGUGAGUCAAAAAGAUAGUAGUCAUUUAAUAGAAGCCAAAAAUGCAUCUGGUGCUAGUGGCAUUAAAGUUAGGGAUGAAAGUCGAGUGAGGGUACGGCAAGUUUUGGAAACAUCUCAUUUAGAUGAUUCAAGAACUGCUGACGAGAGAUCUUUAGAUGAACAAGUUUUUGAUAGGGACCGUGAGAGAGGCUUAGGUAGGCUGGCACCAGGAGAAGAAUGUUGGGAUUGUGAAGAAGCACCUGAUGAGUUGGCUACUAGGGCUGAUGCCUAUGAGAUGGAUGUAGAAGGUGAAGACAGAUGGCACAAUUUAGAUUUUCGUGAUGGGAGGACAAAAUAUGGUGAGAUUGAUGACAAUGCUAGAGAGGACUCUACAAGACGCAAAGUGAGCCGUAGUAGAUCCAGAGGGAAAGGAAGAGUUAAUGAAGGUGCUCUUGAGAUUGAUCAUGCCCUCACUUCACCAAUAUCUGGUAAUAGAGGGCGGAGCGCUAGAGAAAGGAGUUCAUUUAAAAAUCUGGAUGUUAAAAAAGUACCUGGUGCUAGUGGGGCUGCUGGAAGGAUCAGUUGUGAUAUUUCUUCUAUGGAAAGAGAUGAUAAUGAUGAUUGCUACCAAGAAUGCAAAGUUGGAUCCAAAGACAUUUCUGAGCUAGUAAAGAAAGCUGUUUGUGCUGCAGAAGUUGAAGCAAGAGCAGUCGGUGCACCUUUAGAGGCAAUAAAGGCAGCAGGUGAUGCUGCUGCUGAGGUUGUCAAGAGUGCAGCUUUGGAGGAAUUUAAAACUUCUAAUGAUGAAGAGGCUGCAGUUUUGGCUGCUUCCAAAGCUGCAACUACUGUGAUUGAUGCUGCCAAUUCUGUUGAGGUUUCCAGGAGCCAGAAUAAUUCAAAUACUGUUAGUUCAGCAGAUACAGGUAUCACAGUAAAAGAAAUGAAUGAGCAGACUGAAGAUUUUUUCAUCCCAGAUUUUGACUCUCUCACACAAUUGAGAGAAAAAUACUGUAUUCAAUGCCUUGAGAUUCUUGGGGAAUAUGUUGAAGUACUCGGGCCUGUAUUGCGUGAAAAAGGUAUAGAUGUAUGUCUUACACUUCUGCAAAGGAGUUCCAAGCAUGGUGAAGCAUCAAAUGCUGAAAUGCUAUUGGCGGAUGUGAUGAAGUUAAUCUGUGCUUUGGCUGCUCAUCGUAAGUUUGCAGCACUUUUUGUUGACCGGGGUGGCAUGCAGAAACUCCUUGCAGUUCCCAGAGUUGCUCAAACAUUUUUUGGGCUCUCUUCUUGCUUAUUCACAAUUGGUUCUCUGCAGGGAAUAAUGGAACGAGUCUGUGCCCUUCCUUCAGAUGUUGUGUAUCAGGUGGUUGAGCUAGCCAUCCAGCUUCUUGGGUGCCCUCAAGAUCAGGCAAGAAAGAAUGCAGCCUUAUGUUUUGCUGCUGCAUUUGUGUUCAGAGCGGUUCUCGAUGCUUUUGAUGCUCAAGAUGGCCUACAAAAAUUAUUGGGGCUGCUGAAUGAUGCUGCUUCUGUGAGGUCUGGCGUAAACUCUGGGGCUGUAGGCCUAUCUAGUUCAGGAUCUUUGCGGAAUGAUCGGUCACCUGCUGAAGUACUUACAUCAUCUGGAAAGCAGAUAGCUUAUCAUACCUGUGUUGCUUUACGUCAGUAUUUCAGAGCUCAUCUGCUUUUGCUUGUGGAAUCUAUUCGUCCAAAUAAAAGUAGUAGAAGUGCUGCUCGAAACACUUCUAGUGUGAGGGCAGCAUACAAACCACUUGAUAUUAGCAAUGAGGCUAUGGAUACUGUACUUCUUCUUUUACAGAAGGACCGGAAGCUUGGUGCUGCAUUUGUAAGAACUCGUUGGCCUGCUGCUGAAAAGUUCUUAAACUGUAAUGGGCAUAUUACCAUGUUGGAGUUGUGUCAGGCCCCUCCUGUUGAUCGUUACUUGCACGAUUUGCUUCAAUAUGCAUUGGGGGUUCUUCAUAUAGUAACUUUAGUGCCUAACAGCCGUAAAAUGAUUGUGAAUGCAACAUUAAGCAACAAUCGUGUUGGUAUAGCUGUUAUUUUGGAUGCAGCAAGUAUCGCUAGUAAUUUUGUCGACCCAGAGAUCAUUCAGCCGGCAUUGAAUGUGCUGAUCAAUCUUGUUUGUCCUCCACCAUCAAUCAGCAAUAAACCACCAGUAGUCAUGCAAGGACAGCAAGCUAUAUCUUCCCAAACCUCUAGUACUCCUGUUGUGGAGAAUAGAGAUAGAAAUGUUUUCAUGUCUGGUCAGGGAGAUCAGAGAGAGCGAAAUGGGGAAUCGAGCGUUAUAGAUCGAGGCAAUACUUCGGUAACUGGUCAGGCUACUAAUAAUAAUUCUCAAAAUCCCAUUGCAACAACAUCAGGAUUGGUAGGGGACCGUCGAAUAUCUUUAGGAGCAGGAGCAGGCUGUGCUGGUCUUGCUGCACAAUUGGAACAAGGCUAUCGUCAGGCCAGGGAGGCAGUCCGUGCCAACAAUGGUAUAAAGGUUCUUUUGCAUCUUCUCCAUUCAAGGAUCUAUCUGCCUCCUGCCGCUCUCGAUUGUCUUCGAGCUCUUGCUUGCCGGGUCCUGCUUGGUUUAGCCAGAGAUGAUGCUAUAGCAAACAUAUUGACGAGGCUUCAGGUAAAGGUAGGAAAAAAAUUAUCAGAACUAAUUCGAGAUUCAGGGAGCCAGAUAUUGGGAACUGAGCAAGGUAGGUGGCAAGCAGAGCUAUCCCAGGUUGCUAUUGAGCUGAUUUCGAUUGUAACAAACUCUGGGCGGGCAAGUAGUGCUUUAGCAGCUAGUGAUGCUGCUACCACCACAUUGAGACGGAUAGAAAGAGCAGCCAUAGCUGCUGCUACACCUAUUACUUACCAUUCCAGGGAACUUCUUCUCUUAAUGCACGAGCAUCUUCUGGCAUUGGGAUUGACCAAAACUGCCUAUGCACUGCUCAAAGAGGCUGAAUUGACGCCUUUGCCUCCUUUAGCAGCUCCAUCAUCUCUUGCAUACCAAGCCUCCAAGCUGGAGACACCCUCAGCACAAUUGCAGUGGCCAUUCGGUCGCUCCCCAUGUGGAUUUCUUACUGAUAAAACGAAACUGUCGGCACGAGAAGAAGAUACAAGUUUGAAAUGCGAUUUCAAGUCAUGUACAAGGAAGAAGUCAUCGGUCUUCUCCCCUCACUUUGGUACACAUUCAAGGCAUCUGCCUAAAUCACUGGAAUCUUCCUCAUCAGGUAGAAAAGUUCCUAGUACUUCAAAACAAUCUGCUGCACCUCUAUCAUCCAACGAAACAACCGCAAUCAUUGAUGCUGAGUCUCAAUGUAAAACACCAAUUAUAGUGCCAAAGAAGCGGAAGUUGUCCGAGUUGAAGGAUACUGGCACCAUAUUGUCCUCAAAGCGACAUCACUCUAAUGAGCCAGGACUUCAUUCUCCAAUUUGUCCUACUCCCGUCCCCUCGCGCAAAAGUAGUCUACUGACAGAUGUUGGGUUUUCUACGCCAAGCACUUCUAACAUGAGAGAUCAGCAUGGGCGACCCACGCCGGGUUUUUGGACGGAUUGUUUGGAUGACAACCAACAAGGUAGUUCCCAUGUUGGUUUGGUUACACCAUCAUCACAUCCUGGGAAUAUAAAUGACCCUCAACCCAGCAAUAGCGAGAGGCUAACUCUAGACUCCCUUGUUGUUCAGUAUCUAAAACACCAGCAUCGCCAAUGUCCAACGCCAAUAACUACUCUCCCACCAUUGUCUCUUUUGCACCCUCAUGUUUGUCCUGAACCGAAACGAAGCCUUGAUGCCCCAUGGAAUGUAACAUCUCGGCUUGGUUCACGUGAAUUUAGAAGCAUUUAUGGCGGUGUACAUGGAAAUCGUAGGGACCGCCAGUUUGUCUACAGCAGGUUUAGGCCUUGGCGAACUUGUCGGGACGAUGCAAGUGCUCUUUUGACCUGUCUUACUUUCCUAGGGGACUCGAGAAUUGCCGUCGGCAGCCACUCUGGAGAGGUCAAGAUCUUUGAUUCCAACAGCAGCAGUAUAUUAGAGAGUUGCACCAGCCACCAGUCUCCUUUGACUCUCAUGGAGUCGUAUAUUUCCGGCGACACUCAGCUUGUGCUUUCUUCUAGCUCUUUAGACGUUAGGUUAUGGGAUGCAUCGUCCAUUUCUGGCGGGCCCAUGCAUUCAUUUGAAGGAUGCAAGGCUGCAAGAUUUAGCAAUGCUGGGAACAUUUUUGCUGCGAUGGCAUCCGAGACUGCACGACGGGAAAUACUGUUAUAUGACAUCCAAACCUGCCAGCUAGAAUUGAAACUAUCUGACACCAAUGUCAGUUCCACAGGUCGAGGGCACGCAUAUUCACUUGUACACUUCAGCCCUUCUGACACCAUGUUGCUCUGGAACGGAAUCUUAUGGGAUCGACGGGGUCCAGGACCCGUCCACCGCUUUGAUCAGUUUACUGAUUAUGGGGGUGGCGGUUUUCAUCCAGCUGGCAAUGAGGUAAUUAUUAACUCUGAGGUUUGGGAUCUCCGAAAGUUUAGACUUCUGCGAAGCGUACCUUCGCUCGACCAAACAGCGAUAACGUUCAAUGCGAGCGGCGAUGUAAUUUAUGCGAUCUUGAGGAGAAACCUUGAAGAUGUAAUGUCAGCUGUUCAUACCCGUCGUGUCAAACAUCCGCUCUUCGCUGCAUUUCGAACCAUUGAUGCAGUUAACUAUUCGGACAUUGCUACUAUCCCUCUAGAUCGUUGUGUCCUAGAUUUCACAACGGAGAAAACUGAUUCCUUUGUUGGUUUGAUCACAAUGGAUGAUCAACACGAGAUGUUUUCUUCAGCAAGGGUCUAUGAAAUUGGGCGACGGAGGCCCACCGAUGAUGAUUCUGAUCCUGAUGAUGCUGAGAGCGAGGACGAUGAAGAUGAAGACGAAGACGAAGACGGCUUGGAUCCAAUUUUGGGUCCUGAUAUGGAUGGGGAUGGUGAGAGUGAUUCGGAUGAUAUGAGUAAUGACGACGACGACAGCGUGAGCGAUCUUGAUGACGAUGACGAUGGAGAUUUUGUGAUGGAUGAUGUCGAUUUUGAUGGCGGUCCGGGAAUUUUGGAGAUUGUGACAGAGGGGGAUGAUGAAGAAGAUGAUAGUCAACUGCUGGAAUCUUUCAGCAGUGGGGACGACGAUGAGGAUUUUGUGAAUAGCGGGUAUGGCUUUUAAAUAUUACAGUACAAUCAAAACAAUCAGGUCAAUCUUGAUGUAUUUAUUUAAUUUUUAGUCAGAUUUUUUUUAGUCAAAAUAUCUUUAUUUCAACAAUUUAGUUAGAUAAAAGGAAAAGAAAAAAGAGAAAUUCUCCAUUUUCAAUCUCGACGUGUCUGGUUUUCACCUUUGAUUUUGCCUUUUGAUAACCGUCCAGAUUAUCGUUCCAACUUGAGUAUAGUUCAAUU
Molecule: messenger RNA, 6360 nt
Organism: Momordica charantia (bitter melon)
Lineage: Eukaryota; Viridiplantae; Streptophyta; Magnoliopsida; Cucurbitales; Cucurbitaceae
Gene: DCAF1
Product: DDB1-CUL4 associated factor 1
Biological process (GO): protein ubiquitination
Cellular component (GO): nucleus; Cul4-RING E3 ubiquitin ligase complex
Molecular function (GO): protein binding
Source: RefSeq, a predicted model, not a curated record